GGAGGGGGCGCCGGCAGCAGAGCGCCUGCGCGCGGGGGCGGCUGUUGGUUGGCCGGGGGCGCGAGACCGCGCCGGGAGCGGGGCUGGGUCUCCCGGGGUCGAGCGGUGUCCGGCCCGGCGGCGCCCCUCGGCCGCCCUCAUUAAAUCAUAUUUUCUGACAUUUGAAGAGCAAACAGCACCAUGGCUUCAUGAGUUGCAACACUGCAGGAAGUGUGGCAGACCUCCCUACCUCCAUCUUUCCUUCCGUGCUGUGACGUUCCUCUUGUGACCUUUGGUUUCAUCCCCACUGGGUGUGCAGUGGCCUGCCUCGGUGUCAGAGCAGAGAAAGCAGUUUGUGGAUCAGGGAGAGCCAUGGCCUUGAGCUUGCACAUUGUUCAUCUCUUCUAUAAGUUCAAAGUGUUGGUGCUUGCUGCUUUGUGUUUGAUGGUGCUGUGGGCCACAUUCAGUUACUUUGUGGACUCCAGACAGCAAAUUUCUAAAGCGAAGAGCAUGGUGGAGGAUUUCAGAAAGCUAACUAGCCUGGAGGACAUUCAAAAGGAAGAGAAGACUGAAUCAAUUGCACAUGUUCCUACAGUGAAAUCGUUUCAGGGUCACUGCCCAGCUCUGUCUCCAUACCUGCGAGGUGCCAGCAAACUCACCUUCAAAGCAUCUCUUACACUAGAGGAAGUGCAAAAGGAGAACCCUCAGGUAGCCAAGGGCCGGUAUCACCCUACAGAGUGCUCAGCAUUGCAGCAUGUGGCCAUCCUCAUCCCACACCGCAAUCGAGAGAAGCAUCUGCUGUACCUCCUGGAGCACCUCCACCCCUUCCUACAGAGGCAGCAGCUGGACUAUGGCAUCUAUGUUAUUCACCAGGCUGGCAGCACCAAAUUUAAUCGAGCUAAACUGCUGAAUGUAGGAUACCUAGAGGCCCUAAAAGAAGGAAACUGGGACUGUUUCAUUUUCCAUGAUGUGGAUCUGGUGCCAGAAAAUGACUUUAACAUUUACAUGUGUGACAGACAACCAAAGCACCUUGUAGUUGGCAGGAACAGUACUGGAUACAGGUUACGGUACCAGGGAUAUUUUGGAGGUGUAACUGCUCUAACAAGAGAUCAGUUUUCCAAGGUGAAUGGAUUCUCUAACAACUACUGGGGUUGGGGUGGAGAAGACGAUGACCUUCGAAUCAGGGUUGAGAUGCAGAAGAUGAGAGUGGUGAGGCCACCUGCUGAUGUAGGCAGGUACACGAUGAUCUUCCACAAACGAGACCAUGGUAAUGAGGAGAAUGGAGAGAGGAUGAAGCUUCUACGUCAGGUAUCUAGAACAUGGAAAACAGACGGGCUGAACUCCUGUUCAUAUAAGCUGCUCUCACUGGAACACAACCCCUUAUAUGUCAACAUCACCGUGGAUUUCAGCAUGGAGCCAAAGAUGUCAUAAGGGGGGAAGGCACAGCCGUGACUUCAACAGGCCAGUCUUUUUCUCCUUAGAAGCACAAGAAUACUUCAACUAUGAACUUACUGAGAAAAGCUAAUUUUUUCCAGCCUGGGGAAAAACUACUUAUGUGUGAGGGAAGGGUGAUAAUGGUAACAGGUGAAGAGAUGUUAAAAAUCUCUCAAUAAAUGCACCAUGUUGAAUUCCAAA
Molecule: messenger RNA, 1614 nt
Organism: Phalacrocorax carbo (great cormorant)
Lineage: Eukaryota; Metazoa; Chordata; Aves; Suliformes; Phalacrocoracidae
Source: RefSeq, a predicted model, not a curated record